UGUCCUGGCCAUGGCCGGCCUGUCGGACCUGGAGUUGCGGCGGGAGCUGCAGGCCCUGGGCUUCCAGCCAGGCCCCAUCACCGACACCACUCGGAACGUCUACCGCAACAAGCUGCGCCGCCUGCGGGGCGAGGCCGGGCUGCGCGACGACGAGCGGCUGCGGGAGGAGGCCCGGCCGCGGGGCCCCGAGCGUCAGCGGGAGGAGGCCCGGCUACGCGAGGAAGCGCCGCUGCGCGCUCGGCCCGCCUCGGCCGUCCUGCGGUCGGAGCCCUGGCUGUCCCCGCCACCCCCGAGCGCGGCUUCCGACACCGCAGGGCCUUACGGCAACUUCGGGGCCUCCGCCUCUCCCUGGGCCGCAAGCCGGGGCCUCUCCUACCCGACUCACACCGGGCCCGGGCCGCUGCGGCGCCGCGCCUCGGUCCGGGGCAGCUCCGAGGACGACGAGGAUGCGCGGACGCCCGACAGGGUCGCCCCGGGCCGGGCCCGCCAUUGGUGGGCCCCGUCGUCGGCCUCCGCGCGGCCGCACUCCGCGCUCCUCGGCGCCGACACGCGCCCCGGCCUGAAGGGCUCGCGCACGGGCUCUGCGGGCGCGGUGCGGGCCCGACCCGAGGCGGGCCGGCGGCUGGAGCGCUGCCUGUCUCGGCUCCUGCUCUGGGCCAGCCUGGGGUUGCUGCUCGUCUUCCUGGCCAUCCUCUGGGUGAAGAUGGGCAAGCCCUCGGCGCCGCAGGAGGCGGAGGACAACAUGAAAUUGUUACCGGUGGACUGCGAGAGAAAAACAGAUGAGUUCUGCCAGGCCAAGCAGAAGGCAGCCUUGCUGGAGCUGUUGCAUGAGUUGUACAACUUCCUGGCCAUCCAGGCAGGUAAUUUUGAGUGUGGCAAUCCGGAGAAGCUAAAAAGCAAAUGCAUCCCUGUUCUGGAGGCUCAGGAGUACAUAGCUAAUGUGACCAGCAGUCCCUCUGCGAAGUUUAAGGCCGCGCUGACCUGGAUCCUCAGCAGCAACAAGGACGUGGGCAUCUGGCUGAAAGGGGAAGACCCGUCUGAGCUGGUGACCACGGUGGACAAAGUGGUCUGCCUGGAGUCCGCCCGGCCCCGGAUGGGCGUUGGCUGCCGCCUCAGCCGCGCCCUGCUCACCGCGGUCACCCACGUGCUCAUCUUCUUCUGGUGCCUGGCCUUCCUGUGGGGGCUGCUGAUCCUCCUGAAGUACCGAUGGCGGAAGCUGGAAGAGGAAGAGCAGGCCAUGUAUGAGAUGGUGAAGAAGAUCAUAGACGUGGUUCAGGACCACUAUGUGGACUGGGAACAGGACAUGGAGCGCUACCCAUAUGUGGGCAUCCUCCACGUGCGCGACAGCCUCAUCCCCCCACAGAGCAGGCGGCGCAUGAAGCGAGUGUGGGACCGUGCUGUGGAAUUCCUGGCUUCCAAUGAGUCUCGGAUCCAGACUGAGUCCCACCGAGUAGCCGGGGAGGACAUGCUGGUGUGGAGAUGGACUAAGCCUUCCUCUUUCUCUGACUCAGAGCGAUAGGACAGGGCCUAUUCCAGCCAGCCUGGCCCGGCCACCCAACUGGGGCAAGGACACAGACCUUCGGUGCUCAUUCACACCUGCCUUGAUCGUCCUCCUGGUCUCAGCUCUGGGACAUGUGGGCUUACUUAGGGUAGCCAGGAGACCGGGUGAGCCCCUCAUCUACGUCAGUAUGACUGACAGCAAGGGGAGAAUGGCUUGUUAGAAUGCCCUGGAUAGAAAGCCGGGCAGUGGUUGGAAUCUUGGAGGUCCUGCACACAGCUAGAAGCAGCCAGUUAGGGUGAAGCCCCUCGCUUGGGAGGUGGGUCUGGUGGUGGGCUGGGGCAAAGCUUGGUCUCUGUGCCUUUGCACUGUUUCCAGGGAGCGUAAGGGUGAGGGGAGGAACCCGUCCCAGUCCUGCCUGGGCCUCUGUCCAGAAGGGGAAGAUGUUAGAACUUAGGAGCCGCUGUAGGGGAUAGGACGGAGGCGGCUGGGAUCUGGAAGGCACUGAGGGUCCAGCCGCAGCUGCCUGUGCCUCAGGGCUUCUCACAGGUCAGCAGUGCUGUCUGAGCCAGGGUGGAGCUCGGCCUCUCCCCAGCCUCUUCACCUACUUGAGCAGGCCUCCUGGUGGCUUAGCCAGGAACAGGUAGGAUGCAGCAUCGUGGCUGCACAGUGCCCUCUGCAGACCACAAGGAGCAGUGUGGGCCAUUAGCCCUCUGCUAUGGAGGACCUCCUCCAAAAACACCCAAUGGGGGCCCCUCAUUAGCUGAGGGGUGGCUUUCCAGCGAGCAUGGCCUACAGCCACAGGAGGAUAGUCCCUGGAGGUGAAGUGCAGCUGCCUCCAGAAGACACGGACGCCCCCUUUUGGACCCAUUGCUGUUCUCUGUUUCUUAAUAAAACACGGUCUCCAUUUAGCAUUAUGUGUGUUGCCUUGUGUCUGGGUGGUCAGCAGGACCAGAGGCUGAGCCGGUGCCCGUGGCAAGACCCGUUCUUAUGACCAAGUUCCAGCCAGAAUUCUGACAGCUUUUGUAUUGGGGUUGGAACUGUUGGAAAAAUAAAAUAUUUAUUGAGAUCA
Grammomys surdaster is the source of this 2570-nucleotide messenger RNA. It is a transcript of the gene Lemd2, whose product is annotated as LEM domain containing 2. The record is from RefSeq and is a predicted model, not a curated record. Bases 11 to 1519 code for a protein of 502 amino acids. The transcript has 9 exons. Gene Ontology annotation, cellular component: nuclear inner membrane. NCBI's taxonomy places the organism in Eukaryota, Metazoa, Chordata, Mammalia, Rodentia, Muridae. Gene Ontology annotation, molecular function: chromatin DNA binding. Gene Ontology annotation, biological process: nuclear envelope organization; negative regulation of BMP signaling pathway.